Molecule: messenger RNA, 1054 nt
Organism: Tarenaya hassleriana
Lineage: Eukaryota; Viridiplantae; Streptophyta; Magnoliopsida; Brassicales; Cleomaceae
Exons: 7
Coding region: 77-964 (295 amino acids)
Source: RefSeq, a predicted model, not a curated record
CAAAAUCCAAAACCAAAACCCCCAGCUUGAAGCUAAACCCUUAAUAGUUUCAGAGUGAAGCCGAAGAAGAAGAAGAAUGCUCCGAUUCGAAUGCUUUCUUCAUAUUUUUCCGUCUCCGACUACAACAAACAUCCAGAGUUAUAUUCCCGCCAAAAGUUUCUCGCCGUUUCCGACCACCGGCGCGUUCCCGGAGUCGAAGAUCGGGGAGAUUCGCGCGGAUUGGUCGGUAAAGAGAUGGAAACUGAAAUCGAAGGGUUUGGAGAGUGAGAGUGAAGAAGAUAUCGAUUUUGACGACGAAGACGGGGAAGGAGAAGAGGGAUUUUCGUCGAGGAGGAGAGGUGGGUACAGAGGCAAAGAAGAGGAGAGGAACUACGAUAAAGACCCUGAAUUCGCGGAGAUUCUGGGAGAUUGCUUGGAUAAUCCAGAAAAAGCUAAGAAAAAGAUGGAAGAGAGAUUGAGGAAGAAAAGGAACAAGAUUCUGCACACAAAAACAGGUUCCGGAACUCCCAUGAAGGUGACAUUCAACAAAUUCAAAUUCUCAAAUUCAUACAUAUGGUUUGAGUUCUACAACUCCCCACUGGAGAAAGAUAUAAACUUGAUCUGUGAUACAAUCAGAUCUUGGCAUAUCCUUGGACGUCUCGGUGGAUACAAUUCCCUGAAUAUGCAAUUAUCACAAGCACCUCUAGAUAAGAGGCCGGGUUACGAUGCUAUCCUGGGAGCCAAUAUUGAACCCACCACGUUUUACAACAUAGGAGAUCUCGAGGUUCAAGACAACUUAGCUCGACUCUGGGUCGAUAUUGGAACUAGCGAGCCGUUGGUUCUCGAUGUUCUGAUAAACGCAUUGACCCAAAUAAGCUCGGACCAUGUCGGAAUAAAGCAAAUAGCGUUUGGUGGGUCUGAAUUCGAGAGCUGGAAGGAGAACUUGACAUCAGAGGAAGCUGGUUUCAGAGUACACAAGAUUUAGAACUGCAACCUGUAAUGUGUCACAUGUUCUUGAGUUAAAUACUCAAAAGAUUCUUGUUCCAAUGGAACAACUAGAGUUAUUCUUUACCAA